UCCUCUGCCGGGUCACGUGACCUGAUUGACAGCUGGAUCUUUUCCUGCUCAAUCUCAGUGGAAAGUUUGAGGCGAACUCUCCGUGCGCAAAUCAAAACAACACGCGCUGGAUGUUAUGUGGGUCGGAACCCGUCAGGAUCUGCUGGAUACUUUGUAGCGCUUUAGCUCGCGCGAGCGGCAACAUUGUAACAUUCUUUUUGUUGACGUCAGCGGGAGAGGCGAGCGGAUGCGGGUGCGGUGAGCGCGGGUCACGGAGAAUCCUGUAGCCGAGCGGAGUGAGGUUGGUAGACCUGGAGCCGGAGGGUUUGAGGUGCGAUGGGGGGCCGGAGGAGAAGAUGCCCCAGGAGGAGACACCAGAACAGAGGAGAGACGCGUACAACAUGUCCCGUCUGCGCAGUUCCUCCCUGGAGAUCAUGGAGAAGGGGACAGAAUUCCUCAGAGAACAGCUGGAUGCUGCGCAGAAGGAGUUGAAGUUAAAGGAUGAGGAGUGUGUCAGACUGUCUCAUAUCAGGAAUCAACUCGAGCUGGAAUUGGAGGAGCUAACUGCCAGUCUUUUUGAGGAGGCCCAUAAGAUGGUGCGUGAAGCCAAUGUUAAACAAGCAACAGCUGAGAAACAACUUAAAGAGGCACAGGGCAAGAUCGACGUCAUGCAGGCAGAGGUCUCCGCUCUUAAGACGCUGGUAUUGACUUCUACCCCCUCCUCCCCGAAUCCACAGCUCCACCCUCAGCUGCUGUCGCCGGGGUCCGCUCGUGGCUCUCGGGGUCACACGCGCAAUAAAAGCGCCAGUGGAGCUCUACAACUGCAUUCAGAGCCGUCAGCUGAUGUUUUACCGCAGCGGGAGGACAGAGAGUUGGACUCUGUGUUGUUUGCCGAGUUCCUCUCAUGGAAAGAGUCGCCCAGUUUGGAUCGUACCUCGGCGUUCCUCAGCAGAUUGCAUAGAGAAGAUAUCGGACCGUGCCUUUCGUUCACCUGUACCGAGUUGUCUAAAUCUGUCCAGAGUGCAGUGGAAAGUAACUCUCUGACCAUUGAGCCUGUUGCCAUGUCAACCGUACCCACGGUCAAGAGCAUCGAGUGCGGAGGACCCAACGGUUUCCGGGUGCCUAUAGAAACCAAGUGUGCAUUGAGUGGCAUGUCCCGCCCCUGCCGACAUCGCAUCAAACUGGGAGAUAAAGAAAACUACUAUUAUAUAUCUCCUUCCAGCAGAGCACGCAUUACAGCCGUGUGUAAUUUCUUCACCUACGUCCGGUAUAUCCAGCAGGGACUCGUACGACAGGAAGUUCAGCAGAUGUUUUGGGAAGUGAUGCGCUUGCGAAGAGAGAUGAGUCUGGCCAAACUGGGAUAUUUCAUGACAGAGGGGAUCUAAAGAACCAACACACACACACACACACACACACACACACACACACACACACAAAGCAGGGUCAUCUCGAUACAGAACAAAUAACACUUACACUACACAAACACUCCAAUCACUUCAGUGAUAUUUCUGUAUGUAUUCAGGGAUUACUACAGCAGAAUUCCCAAAAACACUACCAUAUAUUGAGCCAUACGGAAUAACAGCAUUCCAGUUUACUGUUGUCAGGUUAAGUUUUGUUGGUUAACUGAAGUUCAUUCACGAUUAUAUAAAAGCUUGUUUGACAUUCGACUGUGUUUGCGUUGCAGACGCGACACAUUGACUUCCAGCGUGACAGCUGUGCACAGAAGCAGUUUACUAACCUUACAACCUCAAGAGCUUUAAAUACAUCAUGAAGUGCAUUUCACAUUUAACUGCAAAUUAUUGUUAGUGUUUACCAUAAACUAAUAUUUCAUUAA
Messenger RNA from Misgurnus anguillicaudatus (oriental weatherfish), 1813 nucleotides. Lineage: Eukaryota; Metazoa; Chordata; Actinopteri; Cypriniformes; Cobitidae. The record is from RefSeq and is a predicted model, not a curated record.